Aedes albopictus (Asian tiger mosquito) is the source of this 1310-nucleotide messenger RNA. RefSeq names its product farnesol dehydrogenase. Bases 279 to 1019 code for a protein of 246 amino acids. NCBI's taxonomy places the organism in Eukaryota, Metazoa, Arthropoda, Insecta, Diptera, Culicidae. The record is from RefSeq and is a predicted model, not a curated record. The transcript has 2 exons. Gene Ontology annotation, molecular function: oxidoreductase activity.
GUUCAGUGUCGAUUCGGUGUUGACUUUACAAUUGCUGUACGGCCAGCGAGUAGGCAGGCGGUGCCGUCACACGUUAAAUCAUCGAAAUUUCGCUUCGUCAUUUGCCCAUUUAUAGCCGCGGCGGUGGUGGGAUCUCGAAAUGAUGAAUCGUAAUAAAUUCUAAUCAACGUUAGAAAGACAACCGGCGAUAAGAGAGCUUGAAUUUUCGGACUCAAGUUCAGUCGUAAUUGGUCGUCCAGUAGGUUCAGUUCGCGCAAAGUCUCGGUCUUCUCGCAAUCAUGGAUCGUUGGGUAGGAAAGGUAGCCGUCGUGACCGGUUCCAGCUCGGGAAUUGGCGCUGCAAUCGCUAAGGAUUUGGCCAAGGCCGGUAUGGCGGUUGUGGGGUUGGCUCGUCGAGUGGAACGCGUUGAAGCGCUGAAGGGUGACUUGCCGGACUCGGCCAAGGAUCUGCUGCAUGCGGUCAAGUGCGAUGUGUCCAAGGAAGAGGACAUUUUGAAGACCUUCAGGUGGGUCGAGGAGAAGUUCGGAGGAGUUGACGUGCUGAUCAACAAUGCCGGCAUCCUUCGGCAGACGGAUUUGCUGGAUGCCGACAAUACCCAAAUGUUGCGUGAAGUGAUUGAUACGAACGUGAUGGGUCUGGUUCUGUGCAGUCGGGAGGCUUAUCAAUCGAUGAAGAAGCGCUCGGUCGAUGGUCACAUUGUGCAUAUCAACAGUAUUGCCGGUCACAAGGUGGUGGAUUACCCAAAAUUGAAUAUUUAUUCAGCGUCCAAGCAUGCGGUUACGGCCAUCACGGAAACGAUGAGGAACGAACUGCGGACGGCGGGAACGAAGAUCAAGGUCACGAGCAUCAGUCCCGGAGGCGUACGAACAGAAAUCCUACCAGUUGAAAUCAUGGACAGCACUGAAUACCCGCUCUUGGAAUCCGAAGACAUCUCCGAUGCGGUUCUUUAUGUGCUUGGCACGCCUCCACGAGUGCAGAUUCAUGAGCUGACGAUCAAGCCGAUCGGCGAAAAGUUCUAACGCGUAGGAGCUAGUGGCGACCGAUGUGUAGCAGUGUGGAAUAUUGCUAAAAUCGACAGGAUUGUGUGAUGAAUAAAUUUUUUUUUCUACAAUUUAUCAUUCACUGUGACCACAACCACACACAAACAGACGUAACACUUCGAAUAUUUUUUGAAGAGUUUUGCCAAUCAUUAACUGAGUGGCGUUAGUGAACAAAUUUCAAACUCGAAUAAAAACAAUGCGAGUGACACGGAUGGCAGUUGGAAAACUGCACUCCAAAUCACUUUAGAACUCCAGAAAUUUGAAACUUUA